Molecule: messenger RNA, 2451 nt
Organism: Marasmius oreades (fairy-ring Marasmius)
Lineage: Eukaryota; Fungi; Basidiomycota; Agaricomycetes; Agaricales; Marasmiaceae
Exons: 13
Coding region: 1-2451 (816 amino acids)
Biological process (GO): protein phosphorylation; establishment of cell polarity; septin ring organization
Cellular component (GO): cytoplasm; division septum; nucleus
Molecular function (GO): ATP binding; protein kinase activity; guanyl-nucleotide exchange factor activity
Source: RefSeq, a predicted model, not a curated record
AUGGGGAAGAAAGCAAAUUUCAAGGGUUGCCAUACGACGAUGAAGUCCCUUAUACCCCGAGUUCUACGCACCCGGGUUACACAGAGACAGAAAGUCGAGGAGGACCUACUAGUUCGCAUUCAAGCUCUGUUCAUGGACGAACGACGAUGCAAAAAGCUACUGGAAAGUAAAGGAAAAGAGGCACAGAAAUGGUUGGACCUGUUACAAACACUUUCAGAUUUCCCGGGCAUUUCUUCGACUUUGCGAUCUUCGAUCUUCAAGAUGCUGCUUCAUCUUUCCAAACGUUCAGGAUUAUGUCCUCAGUGUCUAACGAUCAACAACGUUAAGAAAUUGGGCGAACAUCCUGUUGGAGGAGGAGGAUUUGGAGACGUGUGGAAAGGGAUGAUUGGGGAACAAGUCGUGUGUUUGAAAGUCGUUAAGGUGUAUCUUGCGUCAGACGUGCAGCAACUACUCCAGGAGUUUAUGAGAGAAGCCAUAGUCUGGAAACAGCUCAAGCAUCCGAAUCUAUUACCGUUCAUGGGGAUGUACUACCUGAACAAAACACGUGGACAGUUAUGCUUGGUCUCGCCGUGGAUGGAAAGAGGCAACCUCGUACAGUUCUUGAAGGAGACACCAACAAAUCUGGUAGACCAUCGUGCACUCGCACGCGACAUUGCAGCUGGCCUGUAUUAUCUCCAUGCAAUGAAGAUUGUUCAUGGAGAUUUGAAAGGUGUCAACGUCCUGAUCACCCCAGAAGGAAGAGCAUGCAUAGGCGACUUUGGGCUAUCCUAUGUCGUAGAUUCAAACGCUCUGAGGCUAUCAUCUUCCAUCUCAGGUCGCUCAAAAGGCACGCUAAGAUGGCUCGCGCCAGAGCUCUUAAUGUCGGAGCAGUCUAGUGUACCAUCAACGAAAAGUGAUAUGUACGCGUUUGGUUGUGUGUGCUAUGAGAUCUUCGUAGGGCGUAUCCCGUUCCAUGGUUUAACGGACGGGCAGGCUCUUCUUGCCGUCGCGGUGGAUAAAAAGCAACCUCCACGUCCAGAUCCCCUUGAGUCGCCUGAACUGGGGGACUCAAUCUGGGAAAUGAUGGUAUCCUGCUGGGACACAGACCCGUCACUUCGAGCAACUGCCAUGGAUGUACUGGCACAUUUAGGUGGCAUGAAAAGUUCGAAAACGGGUCGUACUAUAGAUCCUGCCCCAGAAUGGAACUAUUCUGCCAAUUUCGAUCUAUGGAACAAUGUCAAGCAACUUCCGCUCGACCUCGAAGCUCUUGUUCAGCUGAAAGACAUUUUGAAUGAUCCAUUGGAAGAGCCGGCGGUAAUCAAUACCAUUGGCAUCCUUGAAGUAUCGUCUGUUCCGUUAUUGAACGUGUCCUCGUUACCCGGUCCCUUGGACAAUAUGGGCUCUGAGCUAUCGAAGGCUCAACCUAUUUCAGAUGCCAUACAAACACCACAAACUUCCUUGCUACAUAAGGUUGUACAUGAGAUUCUGGUGUCAGAGCGGAAGUAUAUACAAGGUCUAGAAGUCAUGCAGAUCUUUUCAGCUGCUGUACUAAGAAGCGAUGUCCUCCCCACCAAUAACAUGCUACAUCGACUCCUUUCCUCAGUAGAAUGGUUACUCUCCAAACAGCGUGAAUUUCUUAUUCGCCUCGAGGCUGCUGCUGGAAACGAUAUGUGGGAUGUACAACGCUUGGGACAAGAAUUUGUAAAAGCUAAAGACGAGCUCCUGGCAGUGUAUAUUUCGUAUGCUAGUCGCUUUCCGGCCGCCUCCCACUGCAUUGAUUCAAGUGAGUCGAGUCUUUCUGUGUUCAACCACAUCCUUGAUACCAGAGUUGAAUUACAUUGGUUGCUUACGCGGCCUGUUUCGAGGGUUCGCAAUUAUCCUCUCCUACUUGAAUCUCUCGUCAAGGCCUCCGCUUCGAACGAACAUUCUGAGCAAGAUCUCGAUGCACUGAAUGCGGGCGCCGAAGCUACGAAAAUGAUCGCUGACAGAGUCAAUGCGGUGGUCCUUGACGCUCAAAACGCGAUUGAAGCGGAAAAUCUCCAAGUACGAGUUGAAGAUUGGAAGGGAAACAACUUUGAAAGUUUUGGAAAACUCAUAUUAUUGGACGAUUUCCUCGUUACCCAGAAGGGUUCCAAUUCUGGGAAAGAAUACCGCGUCUUUCUGUUCGAGAGGGUUAUCCUUUUCUUUACGCAAAUUCGAAAUGGGGAAGAGGUUUGGGGUGGAACGUUUCAGGAUUUUUGGAGAAGGAGAAAUAUGCUUUUACUCCAAGGCCAGGUCUACGUUCACAGUAUAACUAAAGUCGAGACAAAGAGGUCCUUCUCAGCUAGUGCGACACACUAUCCGCUAACUGUUUGGUGGAGAGCAUCGGAGGGUGCUCCUGAUUAUUUCGUCCUUCGGGCUCGCCGAGAGCACCAGAUGCGAAAAUGGGGAGGUGCGAUUAGUGCUGCCGCGAAUCAAACCCGACUUGGUUGA